AUGACCAAUACUGGUGUGUUUCAUUUGGAUAUGCCGGAAGCCCCAAGUUAUGACGACAGUGAGGAGAAUUCCCACGAUUAUUGCUCGACAAAUGGGGGGGUAGAGGAUGAGUUUCUUGAACACGGCCCACUUAAGCCAGAGGAACUCGAUGAAAAUAUUAAAACAGUUGAAAUUUGCGAAGAGACGGUGAAUCCUGGUCAACCUAAAGUCCGUCCACACGAUUUCCAACUUUUGAAAGUCCUUGGGAAAGGUGGUUAUGGAAAAGUUUUUCUUGCACGCAAAAUCGACACUGGCCAGACUUAUGCCAUGAAAGUUUUAAAAAAAGCGUCGAUUGUGACCAAUGCGAAGGAUACUGCACACACUAAAAGCGAGAGAAAUAUACUCGAAAUGAUUAAACAUCCAUUUCUAGUUCAAUUGCAUUUUGCUUUCCAAUCCCCUGGGAAGCUUUACCUAGUUUUGGAGUUUCUUGCUGGAGGUGAGCUGUUCAUGCAACUUGAGAAAGAGGGAGUGUUCAUGGAAGAUCAAGCCAGUUUUUAUUUGGCCGAAAUAACUCUUGCCAUUGGUCAUCUUCAUUCAAUGGGAAUUGUUUAUCGAGAUUUGAAACCCGAAAAUGUACUUUUAGACCAUCAAGGUCAUGUUAAACUAACGGAUUUUGGAUUGUCUAAAGAGAGAGUUGAUCGCGAUCAUUUAACUCACACAUUCUGCGGGACUAUUGAGUACAUGGCUCCCGAAAUACUGUUACGUCAAGGACACGGAAGGGCCGUUGAUUGGUGGAGUCUUGGCACGCUUAUGUAUGAUAUGCUUUCGGGAUCUCCUCCAUUUACAGGCGAUGAUAGAAGACAAACUAUUGACUUGAUAUUACGAGGUGAUUUUAUACCUGUACCUUAUUUGAGUCGAGAAGCCGUAUCACUUAUUUCAAAGCUUUUAGUUGUUGAUGUCAGUAGACGCCUUGGUUCUGGUCCAUCUGAUUCCGAGGCGAUCAAAAUGCAUCCAUUCUUUCGUAAUACUGAUUGGGAUCGUGUUCUGAAAAAGCAGGUCGAACCACCCUUCCGACCCACUUUGACAUCUGACACAGAUGUUUCUCUUUUCGAUCCAAAAUUUACGCAAGAAAAUCCCGUCGAAAGUCCGGAUGAGGGCUUACCAAUAUCUGCAAUGGUUUCUGAUGUUUUUGAAGGAUUUACUUAUGUUGACCCGCAAAUCCAUAUUGACAUGGCCCGUGAUCCAUGGGUAUCUACUUGGCAAACCAGUUCACGCUCGCGUCGAAGGUCUGGAAUUUCAUCUAGCAGUUCUCCGGGCUUUGUUGGACAUACAAUUAUGGCAAAUCCAAAUACUCUUAUGCAAGGAACUGAUGUUCUACAUGUUGGAACCCCACACCCCGAGCAAUUGCAGUCUACUUUGGGUUCAUAUCUUCCAAAUACUAUUCAAACUUCUAUCCCGACUCAGUCACAGCCGUUUGUUUUUGCUGAAGAUUUCGAGGAUAUGGACGUCGCCAGUACUAAUUUAACCUGCAGCAACAACCCACUUGAUAGUCAUUCAAAUGUCAUUAACACUGUCAAUAUAUCCACCAGCAAUUCUAAGAUGAAGAGGUCAUUUUCUGAUGAUACAAAUCCGGACCAUGAUUUACUACAUGGAUCUACUUCACAAUUAGAUUCGACUCCCCCUAUCAGUAAACGUUUAAUUUCAGCUGCAUCUGAGCCUAUAUCAUUCACUCGAAUCUCAUCCUUGGAGGAACUUGAUAAGAGAGCGUUACAACUUCAAAAUAAAAAACUAUGGGAAGCUUUAAUGGAACGUCGAGCUGCCAUUGCUGAAUUGAAGGAACGAAUCGAACACCUGGAAAAUCGCCAAACUAAGGAUGAUGCACUACUUUGUGUAGUCAAUCGUUACUGGAAUCAGCUCGAUGAGGAUAGCUUGAUUAUACUUCAGCGUUUUGAUUCGGAUGCUGAGGAAGAAAUUUCAACAUCUACAGAAUCAUUUCUCAAACAAUUGGCCUCAUGGGAUAAGGAAGAAGUUCCAGAAAAGCUUCAAGAACGAGUACAUUUUUCCAAACGUAUUAUUGCACGCCUCUUGUCUGCCUAUGAAAAAAUGGUUACUCACCAGUUUCGUUUGCGUCAACUGCUUGGAAACAAUACCGAAACCGCAUCAGUUUCUGUUGGAUCUGAACUUAGUGAUAAUACUAUACCUAUUCAUUCUAGUUCAUCGGCUCCUUAUGGCACACACAACCUCGAUUCUGAAGGUAACAAUCAUUCAACUAGUUCAUCUCAGGAACCUGCUUCAACAACUUACAGUAAAUCUGGUGCAGUAGAUUUGCACGAGGAAAUAACACUUUUAAACAAGGAAAAUUUUCGUCUUCAAAGCCUUUGUACAAAUUUGCAUUCUAAACAUCGACAAAGCAGUCUUCGCCUUCGUGAACUGCAAGACUUAGCUCAGACGAAUAGUGACGCGUCGGCGGAAUGGCAAGCUAAGUAUGAGGAUUUAGAUUAUAAACUUGCGGAAGCGAUGAAACAAGUUACGCGUUUAGAUCAUCGUCUGUAUGAAGCUCAGGAAAAGAACAAGAAAAUGGAAGUUGAAUUAUCAGCUCUCAAGUGCUCCGACUCUCCAGGUCGUGAAGAUCCUUCAAAUGUUGAUGGAUCAAUUACACGGAAUAAAUAUAAUGACUUGGCUUGUGAACUGGAAGAGUACCGUGAGUUGGCAAAUAAUCGUGUAAAUGAAUUAGAGCGCCUUCAACGUCACUUAGAAGACAAAGUUGCAGAAUGUGCUUCAUUGAAUAUGCAAUUACGAGAUAUUCCCGAGCAUAUUAUUAUAGAAUCUCCUCAAUAUCUAUCCCUAAAAACUCAAUUCAAUAUUCUAUAUAAUGAAGCUAUCCAACUAAGAAGUCAGUUAGAGGAAGCUAGAAGCACUAUUCAAAAUAACAGACACAGUCAUCUAAAACAGAUAGAAGAAAUGGAGGCAAAUGAAGCAGCUAUACAAAAUCAGAUGCGAUCUGAAAUGCUCCUCAUUGAAGGGCAAUACUCUCAACUAAGACACAAAUAUGAAACUAUGGAAUUAGAUUUCAAACAAGCAUUGACGCAUAAUGAACAAGCUGGUCCUAUUAGUUGUGAAAUGCGUAGUCUAAUUUCUACACUCCAAACACAAAACAAACAACUAAAAGCUGAGGUGACUCGUUAUCGUAGAAAAUGCGAAGAAACUGUACAAGAACGUGAAAUGAUACGUACGGAUUUGAAAUGCACAGAGGAAGAGUUAGUUCGUGUUCGUACGGCACUUUCAGAGGCAACUGCAGCUGUUAUUGCUGCAUGUGAAAAGUCAGAUCAGUCGACACCAUCAACCCCACAAAGCGCAAAUCUGCCUCAGACUUCAGUAACAAUGCCAGAUGUUGGAUCACCAACUGCUGAUCCAGAAUUAAAACCAAAAAAUUCGACUCCUAUAAAAGUAGAAGAAAAUGUUAAGCAUAGUUCUCCAAGUUCAUCUACUGCUCGAUCUGGCACAGUUACCACUUCAGCAAGCUCUCAAGUCAAUGGAAGUGCACCUGAAAAAGUUUUGAAAACUGAAUCUACUCCCGACUUGCGUUCUAAUCUAUCGUGUUCUUCGCCAUCUAAUGAGAUUAUUCGUGAUUUAAAAGAACAACUGAAGCGUUCACAAGAAUCACAAAAAGAAAUGUCUGUACUACUCAACAUGUAUAAAGUUAUUCCAAAAGACCAAAGAGACAAAGCAGCACUUCUUCAAUGCGAAGCCAAGCUGCGGGGUGAACUGACUGAUGCUAGAAACGAAAUCGAUAAACUCCACGCAACUAUCAAAGAUCUUCAGUCACAGCAAACGAAGAUGCAGCAACAACGGAAGUCAUCAUUAACAUCUCCUGUUGAACCCAAUUUAAAAAUGUCACCUGCUGAACGUUCACUCACUUCUCAUGGAAAUAUUCCACUCUCUCCGAAAACAUGUAAGACGGGGUUGGUUUCUCCUGAAGAAAAAAGCUCGAGUAUAUCCGGAUCUCUGCCGAUCACGUCUUGUGGAAAAUCCAAAACUUCUGCUUCUGAUUGGCAAAUAUCAGAGUUGCAAAUGGAACUCUACAUAGUUCGACGUAAGAGUCAAUCUGUUGAAGAGCAGUUAAAACUUCAUCAACAACGACUUGUAGCUGCCAAGCAGCAAGAGGAUGUACUACUGAAGGAAAUGGAAAUAACUGUUCAAGCUUUUGAAGAUGCACAAGAACAGAAUGUUCGUCUUGUUAAAACGUUACGAGAAAAAGAUGAUGCUCAUUUAAAGUUAAUGGCAGAAAGAAUGAAAACUGCUCAACUUGCUCGUUUACUGAAGGAAGAUAAGCAGCUUUUAGAGGAACAAAUACGUCUAAUGCAAGCAAAAAUUGAAGCAUUAAAUCGUGCAGUUCUAAAGCAGGAAGAGAAAGAACGUUUAUUGUUAACCAACUUAGCAACCUUAGAGAAAGAGGCAUCAGCUAGACAAAAGUCACAGGAAGCCUAUAAACGAAAAGCUCUGGAAAGCCAACAAGUCUCUGAAGACUUAAGAGUCACUGUUCAAAAGUAUCAAAGUCAACUAAAAGAUGCUCAAACUACUGUUCAAGAGAAAGCAUCCGCUUUUGAACGUGUUUCUUUCGGUCAUCAGCGUUUACAAGAAGAACUUGUUACUGUGCGCAGAAAAUAUGAACGGCUACGCAAGAUCGAACAGUCGCACAACGCUGAUGAGUUUUUACUGGCUGAAAUUCAAGAUUAUAAAGAACAACUUACAUGCCCAACGUGUAAAAUCAACAGAAAGGAUGCUAUUCUGACUAAGUGUUUCCAUGUGUUCUGUUUGAAUUGCCUAAAAGUUCGGUAUGAAACACGAAAUCGUAAAUGUCCAAAGUGCAAUGCAACAUUUGGUGCCAACGAUUAUCAUCGUAUAUACCUUACUUAA
Messenger RNA from Schistosoma rodhaini, 4896 nucleotides. Lineage: Eukaryota; Metazoa; Platyhelminthes; Trematoda; Strigeidida; Schistosomatidae. The record is from the annotation of a GenBank genome assembly.